Molecule: messenger RNA, 813 nt
Organism: Pipistrellus kuhlii (Kuhl's pipistrelle)
Lineage: Eukaryota; Metazoa; Chordata; Mammalia; Chiroptera; Vespertilionidae
Product: carcinoembryonic antigen-related cell adhesion molecule 4-like
Exons: 2
Coding region: 297-752 (151 amino acids)
Biological process (GO): signal transduction; regulation of immune system process
Cellular component (GO): cell surface; plasma membrane
Molecular function (GO): protein tyrosine kinase binding
Source: RefSeq, a predicted model, not a curated record
UUGACAACCAUUGGCCUCACUCCUAACCUUCUGGAGCCUGCCCACCACUGCCUAGUUCACUAUUGAAUCAGUGCCGCCCAAUGCUGCCAAAGGGAAGGAUGUGCUUCUCCGUGUCCACAACCUGCCUGGGGAUCUUAGAAGAUAUGCCUGAGUCAGUGGGAAAGCCUGCCCUCUGAGCCAACAAUGCCACAGUCACACAGCAUAAGGACACCGUGGUCCUGACCUGCCUCUCAAAUGACACUAGGAUCUCUAUCCGGUGGCUUUUCAAGAACCAGAAUCUCCUGCUCUCGGACAGGAUGAAGCUGUCCCAGGACAACAGCACCCUCACCAUUGACCCUGUCUGGAGGGAGGACGCUGGGGGUUAUCAGUGUGAGGGCUUCAAGCCCGGUAGUUCUGGCAAAAGUGACCCCUUCAGACUGGAUGUGCAAUCAGAACAAACCUUCACGGACUACUCUGUGGUGGGCAUCAUUGGCAUUGUUGGCAUCGUGAUCGGGGUCUUCGUCAUGGUGGCUCUGGGGGCCUUUCUGGGCUAUUUCCUGUACCUCAGGAGGACUAGGAGGGCCAGUGACCCGCGUGAUCCCCAAGUGCACCCACCUCCUGCGGCCAUCCCUGGCCAGGGUCCCACUGGAACAACUGCCUUCCAGGGCUCCCUACCUAACACCAAGACAGCAGGCCCCAUCUAUGAGGAAUUACUCAAACCAAACACAGAUGUGUACUGCCGAAUCAGCCCCAGAGCAGACGUGGCUUCUUAGUUCCUCCAGGACCUGAGACUCCAGAUACUGUGGGGGGACUGUGGAGGGGAGUCAGGAACUG